Ruditapes philippinarum (Manila clam) is the source of this 3092-nucleotide messenger RNA. RefSeq lists its product as uncharacterized. Gene Ontology annotation, biological process: signal transduction. NCBI's taxonomy places the organism in Eukaryota, Metazoa, Mollusca, Bivalvia, Venerida, Veneridae. The coding region runs from base 83 to 2302 and encodes 739 amino acids. The transcript has 17 exons. The record is from RefSeq and is a predicted model, not a curated record.
ACCAGCUGGUCUCUUUAACCGAGCACAGGUUCGACUUCAUCAAUACUCUAAAGGGGCAUUACUCUGGAAGACCGGAUCAUUUAUGAAGAAGAACAAUCAUAUUGCUCUGAUGAUACAAAAUGAUGAACAGGAAGUGAUAGUGAGAGCUCAAGGGUUCAGACCAGAGAACUUCCUGUUUAUUGUACAUGAGAUGAUUGAGACUUUGAUCCGGGAGUCAUACUCUGGUGUACAUUAUGACUUCUUCAUCCCCUGUAUGGACUGUCAGAGCAGGAAUGUGAAGGAUCCAAGUAUGAUGUCAUAUCAGAAGGUCAAAAGAGCUCUAGAACUUAAUGUUCCAUUCCUACAGUGUGAGAAAUUCUUCCAUAUGCUGUCAUUACAGGAGAUUAAAGAUGCUAUGCCAUCAGAUAAGAUGGAUGAGGUAGACAGUCAUCUACGUAACAGUGUUCGUGAACUCAUUGACCUCACACAGGAGAAAACGGUCUCUGUCUUCUUUGUUUACUCUACUAAAGACGUACCAGACUUGAAGGAUGCAGAGAAAUGUGUUCAUCCUGGAACUAUAUUAGCAGAUAUGAGGUCUCAAGAUGACCUCAAAGUGUCAUACACAGAUCAGCCUGAGUCAUCUGACAUGGAAGCUCUGACAUUGUCAAUCAAAGCUAAUGAUGUAAUAGUGUUUGGUCUGUCUGAUAACUUUGCUAACGAUGAUGUGUGUAAGAAAUUACUGCUCUACACAAAAGAUGUACUUCAAAGACCAAUAUUGCUACUACUGCUUGGUCAGACAAAGAACUGGCAGAAAGGAGAUCUAAAUAUGCCACUUGGUGAUGAGGUAUUUGUGGAUAUGACAAAGAUAGACAGAUAUCAGCACAAGAUUAAGGAAUUAUUUGUGGCUAUCAAAAAGAAAGAUGAAAGUAAGAAAAAGAUCAAGGAAGAAGUACCAGAAUGUUUCAUCAGUUAUUGCUGGACAAACUCUCAUGAAGCAAUAGCUAAAGGGUCAAGAGCUAAGGAAAAUGCUUUAGGGUGGUCAGGAGGUGAUCCAAGAGUUGUGAAGAAAUUCCUAGCUGAUAAAGGCAUCGGAUGUUGGAUUGAUGUUGAGAGAGUGGGUGGGCUUGGUUUGUACACAUCUAUAGCAGACGGACUGAGAGAAGCUAAAGUUAUGGUAGCUUUUGUUUCUGAUGAGUAUGCAGAAUCCAAGAAUUGUGUGAUGGAGUUUAGACAAAGUUUGAUCACUUUACGUGUUCCUACAAUAAUAGUGGUGGUUGGCACGGGUUACGAAUGGGAGAGAAAAGAGGUUGGUUUAAUGGCUGUUGGUCACAGUUGUCCCAAGGUAAAUCUACAAUUUGAUAAUGAGGCUGGUUAUCUACAGAUUUUGAAGUUAGUACAAGAAACAAUGGCCAACAACAAGGAGAAGAAUGAUGAUAGUCAGGAUCUUGACAAACAGAGAAAUAUAGCACUACAGGAAGUGUUAGAAUUGACUCAGAGAAAGUUUUUACGACAUAUCACGAACUCGUUCAUCAGUAUAGAUAUGGAAGCAUACCCAAAUCUCUUCAUAGUGGACUUUAUAACUGAUAAGGAGAAACAAGAUUGGGAGUUAUUAAGGAAGGAAGAUGAAAAAAAUAGUGAAGAUGAUAAGAAGAAAGAGGAUGAUGCCAGUACCAGCGCUGAACAAAAACAGGAGAAAGCAGAAAAUAUAAGGCCACCUCUCAAGUCCAAAUAUUGCUUCCGACUAAUGUGUGAACAUGUUGAGGGUUGGCAUGUAAUGCCCAACUAUACAACAUUUCCUGACCUUGACCUUGAAGGUGAGCAGCAGUUGAUUGAAACCUCUGCCCCAUACCUUACUAGACUGUACACCAUCAUGAAAUACAGUAACAUUCAGUUAGACUGUCUCACAAAACCAGAGGGUGAAAUACUUCAACAACGACUCGAAGAGAUUGGUAUAAAGAGUGGUGGUGACUUCAAGGAGGAAUAUUUGAACCUUCGUACAACGGUGAUGCAGCAAGACAAUGCUAGGUCUAUGGCCGGUCUAUACAGAUGCCAUGUGAAUGGAAAGGUAGUAUGGCUGUGUGAUAAACAUAAGAAAGCUUGGAGAAGUAAGACAGAGGAAAGAUAUGCAGUCAAGUUCAAUACCGAUAAUGCUAUACCCACAGCUGAUAUACCAGAAAGUUACGCUCCUAUAGAAGCAGAGAGCAAGGAACAGAAAGCUCCGAUUGAACAAAACAAACAGAAAAAAUUGUUCCGACGUAACAUCGGUGAUCAGAAACCUGGUGGACUUAAACGUCAGACUAGUCAGGCAUGCAGUGUUAUGUAACUGAAACUCAAGGGUUAGCAAGGCUAUAUAUAUAUAUAGGUUAUCAAUGUCAGAAAAUAUAAAGCAUACAAUGUAGUGUAAAAUGAAUGAUACAAUCAAAGAUAAAGUUAUCUUAAGUCUGAUUCAUAUAUGAUUAAUAUUUUAGUUUUCAAUAGAAAUCAUUACUAAAUUUGAUUUUCAUUUCAAUUUUUUGAAGAAAAAAAGUGGAGCUAUUGUCAAGAUUGUCUCGUCAGCAUUGGUGUCAGUGUUGGUUAAUAUUUGAUAAGAUCCAUGUUCUCAGAAACUAUAAAAGCUAUUCACUUUAUACUUUAUCAUAAAUGAAUGCCAUUUCAAAAAGGCACAUAAUCCUUAAAAUUUUAUGCAAAGUUAUGCCCCUUUUUCAAUUUAGAUUUUUAGUCCUGGUUAAAUUUUUUGUGUCUUGAUAAAAAGCUGGUGUUAUAUUGUAAAGUAUACUUUUUGAAGAUUUUUUAUGCAUGAGUGUAUUUUGUUACAUGACUUUCUAAUGGGUUUAUUUUAAUAUAUGUAUAUGUUUACAAUCAAAAUAAUUCCUCAGGCAAACAAUGGACUGUCUGUAUACAGACAGAUUAUUAUUAAACAUAGCUCAAUGGUGAGAUAGAAAGCUAAUAUUAAAGCUUUUGACUUUUAUAUUAUAUCGUCACUUGAUUACAUCAUUAGGACAAACUUUGACUUGAAUUUCAGGAUUUGUAUAGGCACUCUUCCUUAUAGGUAUUUUUUCCACAUAUGUUUUAUCUUUCCUAUGACUGACUGCUGGCCUGUACUGGUGUUUCUG